Molecule: messenger RNA, 774 nt
Organism: Talaromyces rugulosus
Lineage: Eukaryota; Fungi; Ascomycota; Eurotiomycetes; Eurotiales; Trichocomaceae
Exons: 2
Coding region: 1-774 (257 amino acids)
Biological process (GO): chromosome segregation
Cellular component (GO): Ndc80 complex
Source: RefSeq, a predicted model, not a curated record
AUGUCUUCUUUCGAACCGUCGCUGUCGACUAGCGCUAUGCGGCCUCCGCUGGCUUCUACAGAAGCUCCGUCAAUGGCGGACUCUCUCCCAAGCAUAAACUUCGGCUUCGAAGACCUCCGCAGUAAAAUGGCACAGUUCACCGCGAAAUUCGACGCUUUCAUCGAGCGAGGCCGGAAGCAAGUUCUAGAGGAGCGCAAUCAAUUUCACAUUAAUUUAGCAGAGUUUCAGAAGGACGAGGAUAUGAAGCGGAACGAUAUAAAAAUCCUUACUUCAAAGACUCAAGAUCACUCUCAGACGGUCCAAAGGGAAGCGGCCGAAGCGGCCGAAAUCCAUGCGCAUAUUUCAUCUAUAACGCUUGAGCGAGACUCCCGGCUAGCGAAACGAGAUAGACUGAAGCGACAAAUUGCGGAAACGCAAGCAGCCAUCGACCAGAAACUCGAAGCCCAGAAGGCUCACUCUCAUUAUCUGGAUGCUCAAUCGCGACUCAACAUGCCGGAACUAGAAUUUUGGCAGGAUUAUCUUUGCAUGCGGAUUGAAGGCGCCGGCAGAGAGGAUCGUCUCAAGAUCGUAUAUAGCCAUAUUUUGGAGCGAGAUUGGGAGAAAGAGGCUUGGUUCGAACUUGGAACUGCUUCCAGAGACUAUGAGAUUUAUCACACCAAACCCAAGCUGGACCGAGCUGCUGUUGAGCGCGAGCUAGAUGCUGUCAACGAAGACCGGGAUUUUGGUGCACUUCUAAAGAGAAUGCGGCGACUAUUUGUCGAGUCCAUGAAAUAA